Molecule: messenger RNA, 1314 nt
Organism: Candidula unifasciata
Lineage: Eukaryota; Metazoa; Mollusca; Gastropoda; Stylommatophora; Geomitridae
Source: the annotation of a GenBank genome assembly
AUGUCGUCUGCAACAGUGACCAUUAGCAUUAUGCCUGUGAGACACCAUGGUCCCUGUGGUGUUAACACCAACUGGAUAAGCAUAAUGAACAUGCCAAACCAAGGAGCACGCCAGGUGUUUCUUUAUGAUCAUGGGCGGCCACACUGGUCUCAGGGUGGCCCUCUGUUCUAUGAUCGUCGGGUUCCGCCACCUCCACCGCAGAUGGGUAACUUUCCAAAUCCUCAGAUUCAGGGGCCAUCACCGCAGUGGUUGAGAGGUCCAUUCAUUGGAGGACCCGGCCCAGGCCCAAAUCAGAACCAGCAGCAGUUUGACGGGUUUGGCAUUAUACCAUGGGGGAGUCAAAACAACUACAAUAACAGGCAUAACAACAACAGUCGGCACCAUCAGGGGAGACACGUCGGAGGAGCUCCUAGACACAACAGAAUGCUGGCAAUCAACGCUCGCAACAACCACAGACAGAACAACGACCAAGAGGUGAGGUACUUAUGCUUCAAGUGUGGUGAUUACCUUCAGAACUCCCCGGAAUCAGGAGUGCACCUCUGUGACGCCGGGGCACAGAAUAAUGAUUUCCGCCAGCAGCAUCACCUGCAGCAGCAGCAGCAGAAUAAUGGCAGUGGUGGUGAUGUGCCGCAACAUCAGAACGAAGACCUGCAGGCCAGGCUGAUUGCAUUUAUGGAAGAAGCUAAAGUGGCUGUGAGCUCAGAUGUCAAACUGUCUCAGGAGGACAUUCACAAGGUGUGUCUGGAGAGGGCCGAGAAAUUCCUCUCUCUCUACAGUCAGCUACAGAGUGAGCAGCUGUCUAUACAACAGCAGAAGCUGUCGCUGGAGGCUCAGAAGAAGGAAUUGGAGCAGCGAGAUGGGGAGUUGGCGGCAUUACAGAAACGCUUGGAGGAGGAUCGUAGUAAAUUGGUGCGGGAGUGUAAGAAAGAGAGGGAGGAGAUUGCUAGAAAAUGGCAGGAGCUAAAAGACGAGAUCACCAGGAUGGAGGAAAUGCAUACAAUACAAAAGGGCCGAAUACGUUUGGAUGUAGGUGGCAAUUUGUUCACCACUUCGCGCCUAACAUUGACACGGGACGCAGACUCCAUGCUGGCGGCCAUGUUCAGUGGACGACACCAUGUGAAUCAGGAGGAAGACGGUACAGUUUUCAUUGAUCGGGACGGCACACAUUUUAGAUACAUCUUAAAUUAUCUGCGGGAUGGUGGUGUGAACCAGGAUGGACUGCCACGUGAUCGCCAAGUGCUCAAGGAACUCCGCAACGAGGCUAUAUAUUUCCAGUUGAAUGGAUUGGUGCAGACCAUUGAGAAGUAUUUAUAA